This is a messenger RNA of Brassica napus (rape), 912 nucleotides long. RefSeq lists its product as uncharacterized. The record is from RefSeq and is a predicted model, not a curated record. The transcript has 4 exons. NCBI's taxonomy places the organism in Eukaryota, Viridiplantae, Streptophyta, Magnoliopsida, Brassicales, Brassicaceae. Bases 1 to 912 code for a protein of 303 amino acids.
AUGUUGUCUAUGCCUCCGUGUCCAGAUAGAUUGAAGAUGACCGUCUUGUUUUUUCUUGGUUGGGUUAUCAGAGGAAAGCUGAAGGAUGAUGGACAUUUAGACAUCUUCAUAUUAAGGAUGAUGGACGAUUUAGAUGCUUGCAGAUCAUUUCCAUGGGGUUGUCUAACAUUUGAGGAUGCAAUAAAGGAGAUUAAGCACAUGAUGAACCAUCUGAAGGGUGAAGUGAAAGAGUGUUUCAUAAUUCCUUUAGAGGUUCUGGCUUUUGAGUGUAUUCUGGAUCUGGAGAAAACGUUUAGAAUCUAUUCAGACGAUGCUAGUGAAGACUGUCCAAGGAUGUACACGAGCCGGUUUACAAAGUCCAGUGUUAGGGGUUAUCCUUUGGAAGACAUAUAUGCUGCGGUUGGGGACACAAAGGUUAUCAAUAGUGUGUUAGUUCCAACUAUUGGUGAGCAAAUUAUGCUGGCUCGUAUCAUUGAUGAGGAACGAGAGUAUGACCGCCAGGGCAGCCCAAAGCUAUAUGAGUUAGAUCAAGCUGCACGAGGAGUGUUGCCAAAAAAGAAAGACAAAGAAAAGGUGACGUUUGCAGAAGGAUCAUCCUCUAAUUCUAGUUUAGAUUCGAGGUUGCAAGGUAUGGAAGAGAGGAUUUUGGAGUUCAUGGGAGAAGGAUUUGUUGGACUUCACGUAACGAUGGAGACAAAGCUAGAGUCUCUAGGCUCAAGGAUGAGUGAUAUUAAAAAGAACCAGCGACUUUUGAGAAGAAGGACUAAGAAAAUAGAAGACAUGCUAACUUCUAUUGAGAGUAAGAUGGAGCCGAGUCCUGAUGAAGACAUGGAUUUUCGACAGUGGGACUGCAAUACACAUGAAGAGAAGGACAAAGCUAAUGUUGAGCAAGAGGCUGCGAGAAAAAAAUGA